UUCUGUCUCCCUCUAGGAGCUAAAUUGAAUGUAUUUCAUUAUGUAAAAAGAAGCUUAACUUUAAAUGCUGAAAUAAACAAUCAACACCCUUCCCACGUUCCUAGAUUAUAACAAUAGUGCCCUAUUUACAGAGAAAGCAUUAAGGAAGAUUGAGCUACUUUCUCAGGUCAGUGCAAAUUUGUGAAGCUGAAGGAAAGGGUCAAAUUCUUCCCCCAACUAUACAAAAAAUAAUAAAAGGAUACAACAAGUAUCUACGUCCAUUUUUUGACAGUACAUGGAAAGAUGCACGUAUUUAAUAGGAAUUUCUAUGUGUAUCUGCUUUGUUAUAUAUUCUGCACAUAUUCAACCAGGACUAGUGUUAUGUUUCCAUGAAAGCUCUGCACAAAUUCUGCUUUUUAAGAAGCACAGCUGGUGAUCUUCUGACACUGAAAUACGCAUUCACAAGGAAGUGAGAGCUUGCGCAUACUUAACAUUACAAUGACAUCAUGACAACUACCUAGAUGGUCCUGUGUCAGUUGGAAUGAGUCUGGAUAUUGCAAGCAUUGAUACAAUAUCAGAAAUAAAUAUGGAUUACACGGCUACCAUAUUUCUAAGGCAGAGAUGGACUGAUGAAAGGCUUUGUUUCGAUGGUAAUAAGAGUUUAAGUUUAGAUGGUCGGCUUGUGGAAAUGCUUUGGGUACCAGAUACCUUCAUAGUUGAUUCAAAAAAGUCUUUUCUUCAUGAUAUCACUGUUGAGAAUCGUCUUAUAAGAAUAUACCCUAAUGGAACAGUCUUGUAUGCUAUACGGAUCACCACAACUGUUGCGUGCAGCAUGGAUCUAACCAAAUACCCAAUGGAUAAACAGACAUGUACUUUGCAACUGGAAAGCUGGGGUUACAACAUCAAUGAUGUCAUGUUUUACUGGACGAGAGGAAAUGAUUCAGUUCGAGGUUUGGACACGCUCCGGCUGGCACAAUAUACAGUAGAAGACCACUUUACCUCGGUAUCUGAAGCGGUAUAUGAGACAGGACGUUACCCAAAACUAGUGUUUCACUUUGAACUCAAGAGAAACAUCUUAUAUUUCAUACUAGAGACAUACGUACCAUCAAUCCUCCUGGUUGUGCUCUCCUGGGUAUCAUUUUGGAUAAGCCAGUCAUCGGUUCCAGCCAGAAUCUGCAUAGGUGUUACCACUGUCCUAACUAUGACAACGCUGAUGAUGGGAGCCAGGACUUCACUCCCAAAUGCUAAUUGCUUUAUUAAGGCAAUUGAUGUGUACCUCGGUAUCUGUUUCAGUUUCAUCUUUGGAGCGUUGUUAGAAUAUGCUGUGGCUCAUUUCUGCACUCUGCAUCGACCCAGCUCAAAGGAACUUCCGAAGGAUGAGGAUGAAGAGGCUGAAGAAGAAAGGAAUGGAGUCCUGGCAGCAGUUGCUAACAGUUGCAGCGCCUCUGACAAUGUGAACAAAAUUGAUUCAAACAAGAGCAGCAAAACCAGCAUCAAUGGCAAAAAGGAGAGAAGUAAACACAGUGGAUGUAGUUCACCAAUGUCAGUAAUGAAAAGACUUUUCUGUAUCUUUGAUUGUUUCCACGUUAAAAAUCCUUACCACAUAGACAACUAUGCCAGAUUUUCUUUCCCGUUAUCAUUCAUCAUAAUUAAUGUAUUUUAUUGGGUAUAUUAUUUGUAUUUCUAAAUAUUUUAAAAUUAAAACUGUCAUGGUGUAAAGGUUAGAAAGUGGAUACAGCAGGGAAGUUGCAGUAGAAUGGGAAAGCUGCCUUAGGCUAAAGGGAUAUGAGGGGACACGCUGUCUUUUCAAGCAUUUAUGCGAACUUUCUCGUUAACUCGCUUUUCCACUAUUAAAUGGCUGUCAUCUGAAAUUGACUUUCCUUUAGCAUGCAUGUCCCAUAUUAUACUACUAGUCAAUGGACAUUAAAUCCUUUUUAAUAUUUUAAUGGUCAACUUUGUAAAAUAAAAGCUAUAUUAUAGUUGUUUCUGAACUGUGUUGAAUAUGUUGAAAAAUAAAGACAUUGAAGUGUUGUUUUCC
Messenger RNA from Cygnus olor (mute swan), 2017 nucleotides. Its product is annotated as gamma-aminobutyric acid receptor subunit pi-like. Bases 521 to 1666 code for a protein of 381 amino acids. The record is from RefSeq and is a predicted model, not a curated record. The transcript is spliced from 10 exons. Lineage: Eukaryota; Metazoa; Chordata; Aves; Anseriformes; Anatidae. Gene Ontology annotation, cellular component: synapse; neuron projection; GABA-A receptor complex. Gene Ontology annotation, molecular function: GABA-A receptor activity; extracellular ligand-gated monoatomic ion channel activity; neurotransmitter receptor activity. Gene Ontology annotation, biological process: monoatomic ion transmembrane transport; signal transduction; nervous system process.